This is a messenger RNA of Prunus mume (Japanese apricot), 874 nucleotides long. Its product is annotated as transcription factor WER-like. The record is from RefSeq and is a predicted model, not a curated record. Lineage: Eukaryota; Viridiplantae; Streptophyta; Magnoliopsida; Rosales; Rosaceae.
UAUAUAUAUAUAUUUUUUUUUUUUAUUUUAUAUAUAAACCACCAUGUAUUAGUAUGAGUAUUUCAUCCACAAAAAAACCACCACAUUGAGUAGACUUCCAAUUGAAUCCCCAAGUAGCUUUUCCUCUUUUCCUCUCUCUGUCUCUCUCUCUCUAUCUCUCUCUCUCAAGAGUCUUGCUUGCUUGCUUGGUUGUGCUUUACUAACAAGAACAAGAAUGGAAGGUGGGAAUGAGUAUAAGAAAGGUCUUUGGACAGUGGAGGAGGACAGAAUUCUAAUGGAUUAUGUAAGGGUGCAUGGAAAAGGGAAGUGGAAUCGUGUUAAUAAAGUCACAGGAUUGAAGAGGGGUGGCAAAAGCUGCAGGUUAAGGUGGAUGAAUUAUCUGAGCCCAAGUGUGAAGAGAGGUGACUUCUCUGAGGAAGAAGAUGACCUUAUCAUUCGACUCCAUAACCUCCUUGGAAACAGGUGGUCUUUGAUAGCUGGACGUGUUCCUGGGAGAACUGACAACCAAGUCAAGAACCAUUGGAACACUCAUUUGAGCAAGAAGCUCAGUGUGAAUUCGAAGAAGGGAAAGGCGAAAGCCAAGACUUGUUUAGGCUCAAAACAAGUGAAGGGGAGCUUCUGUACGGCCUCAGAGUCAAACUCUGAGCAGCAGCCUCAACCCAAUUCCAAUUCCAAUAUUGGUGAUCAUGAAGCUGCAUCUGCUGCUGGGUUUGAUGAUAAAUUGAUGAUGAUCAAAGACAACAUUGGCUCUAAAAGUGGGGUUGGUUUUAAUGGCAUGUGGGAGGCGAUGAUGAACAACAAUAAUUAUGACAGCUCCUUUUGGUUUUACAAUGAUGACCUUAAUCUAAAUAGCCCUUUAUUUAUUGGACCCUAG